AUGGCCGCGCCAAACAAGUCUUCGUCGAGAUGGGGCUCGUUCCUGUCGCAGGCCGUUGCGGGCGUCGAGUCGCGCCUUGACAACAUCCUCACUGAAGAGGAUGGCGGCAGCAAUGCGCCAAAGACACAGCAGCAGCCUAAACCUCAGCCGCAGAUGCAGGCGCCGACACCGGCCAGCGCUGUGCCUGCGGCAGCCAAGGCCAGUCCGAAUGCUUCCCGCUCAUCCUCGAAUAAUCGAGCCAACGAUAGGCUACAGGCCAGACUAGCAAAGGCCAUGGCUGGCAAGGCAGCAGCGCAGGCCGGGGGCUCUCCGCGUAGCUCCGUCGACAAUUCGAGUCGGCCAUCCAUGGAAAGAAAGUCGACUGAUUCGAGGGCUGCCGAUAAAGAGGAUGUUUCUACUUCUGAGUCUGCCGUUACCGAACCGGAGAAGGAGGCCACAAAAUCCACAGACAAGACCAAGACCAUAGAGGCUGCUGAAUUCACACCUGAGACGACAGCUGAGGAGCCUGCGCAGACUGAUGCUGAGGGUGAAGAAGCUGUAGCUGAAACAGACUCGCAUGCACCAACAUCUGCUGAGCCUGCAGCCGGAGCCCCUGACCAAGAGACCUCUGCUGCGCCGGAGACAGAGGAUGGGGGUGCCACAGUCUCGCCCAACGAGAUUGAGCAAUUAAAAAUAAACCACCAGCAAGAGGUUCAGGAAUACGUUGAGAGAAUAGAUUCAUUAGAAUCCAAGCUGCAAUACCUAGCCAAGUCAGCUGCCGAAUCUGCUCAGAAGGCCGCUAAUGCUGCUCCUUCUGGCAGCAUGGAAAGCAAACUCGCUGGAAAGGACGAAAAGAUUGCCCUGCUCAUGGAAGAGGGCCAGAAGCUUGCCACCGGAGAGCAGAAAUACCGAACCAUAAUCAAGAAGCUACGACAGCAACUCGCCGACUCAGAGAAGCAGAAUGGAGAACUCAACAAAAUCAAGGAGAAGGCUGCCGCCGAUGCCGCCGCACUGCGCACGCGGCUAAACAGUAGCGAAGAAAAGGAAAAACGACAGGAAGAAAUGCGCAAGGCAACUGCCGGUCUGCAAAAAGAGAUUGAUAGUCUAAAGAAGGAGAAAACGACACGAGACGAGACGGUUCGCAAGCUCGAGCGCGAUCUCAAAACCAAAACGGACGAGGCUAGCAAGGCUGCGACUCUCAGCAAGACCCUCGCUGCAGAGCGGGAAAAGUUCAAGACUCAAGAGGAAAGUCACGCGGCAUUGCGCGCCGAAAAAGAAACGCUUGAGGAAAAGGCCGAGCAAGACCGCAUCGAGUGGAGCGAAAAGCUGGACCGUGCAGUCGAGCGUGGGCGCUCUGCACAGAAUGAGCUGCGAGUUGAGAUGAAAGCUAUGGAGACAAAGCUCGAGAUGAUGCGCACGCAGGCCGAAGAGGCAACGUCAGGUUCCGGCGGCGAAGCGCAGGUGAAACUGCUUCGCCAGAUUGAGACCUUGCAAUCACAGUAUGCGUCCGCGAGCAGCAACUGGCAGUCGAUGGAGUCUUCGCUUCUAGCCAAGCUGUCGAACCUGGAAAAGGAGAGAGACGAGGCACAAAAACGCGAGUCUGAGAUGCGGAAGAAGGCCCGUGACUCGACGACACGGGCUAGAACGCUCGACGAAGAGUUGCAAGAUGUCCAGCCUGCUCUGACCAAGACAAGGGAGCAGCUCGAAAACGUCCGCAACGAACUCGCCGCGCUAAAAACGUCGUCCAAGGCCACUGAGGAGGCGCUCGACCAAGCCCGCUCCGACCUUGAGAGAGAGCAGCGCACAAAGAGCCGCGACUUUGCCGCGCAGCAAACCGAGUGGACAGAAGAUGCCGUUCGCGUGGACAAGAUGGAUAGCAGGCCUGAGUCGCCGGUCCCCGGCAACAUCUCUCGCACCUUUAGCACCGACCUUGCCAGCUUAGGCGGCCUGCCUCUUCCGUACCGCCAACGCACGACGCCAUUGUCGGGCAGCAUCCCCGAUACAGAUGCCCGCCCACGCUCACGACGACCGUCGGCCCAGCCGCCAUUCCGCCUGGCCCCAGCGAGCCCGAAUCCUGGCGCCGGGGGCGCCCCCCCGGCUCCCUUCUCGCCCUUCCCGCAGUCCAGCGAGCUUGGUAGCAACCACCCGCUCUCGCCGCCCGCCGUGGAUGAGGAUGCGGAGAACGGCGGCCUGCUGGGCAUGGACGAUACCAUUCCUUCGUCCCCGCGCCAGCCGGCCCCGGACAUGAUUUCCAUGUCAACAGUCGCCGCGGGCCCCUCCGUGCAGCUCGUCGAGCGCAUGAGCGCCGCGAUCCGCCGGCUGGAAGCCGAAAAGGUGGCCGCCAAGGAGGAGAUGGCACGCGUGUGCAACCAGCGCGACGAGGCGCGCACCGACAUGGUCGGACUGAUGAAGGAGCUGGAAGAGGCCAAGACGGCGUCGGCGCGCGUACCGGACCUGCAGGAGCAGGUGGGCGAGCUCGACGCGCGGUACCAGACGACGCUGGAAAUGCUGGGCGAGAAGAGCGAGUUGGUGGAGGAGCUGCGCUCGGAUGUGCAGGACCUCAAGGCCAUGUACCGCGAGCUUGUCGAGCAGACAAUGAAAUAG
Messenger RNA from Akanthomyces muscarius, 2583 nucleotides. RefSeq lists its product as uncharacterized. Lineage: Eukaryota; Fungi; Ascomycota; Sordariomycetes; Hypocreales; Cordycipitaceae. The record is from RefSeq and is a predicted model, not a curated record. Gene Ontology annotation, cellular component: Golgi apparatus; endoplasmic reticulum. The transcript has 2 exons. The coding region runs from base 1 to 2583 and encodes 860 amino acids.